AUGGCAAUUACAGAGUGGAAAAACAAAACAAUCAUCACAGAAUUUAUUCUUUUAGGAUUCGAAACAUCCCCUCAAUUUCAGAUUCUUCUCUUCCUGGUGUUUCUUUCAACUUACAUUAUUACCAUGGCUGGGAACAUCCUAUUAGUUGUACUAGUUGUUGCUGAUCGGCACCUUCACCGACCCAUGUACUACUUCCUAGGGAAUCUCUCUUGCUUGGAGAUCUUCUACAGUUCCACCAUUUUACUUAGGAUGUUGGCCAGCCUCAUAACUGGAGAUAAAAGACUUUCUGUUAGUGGCUGUAUUGUACAGUUUUACUUCAUUGCUUCACUGGUAUGUACUGAAUGCUAUUUGUUAUCUGUAAUGUCUUAUGAUCGCUACAUAGCCAUAUGCAAGCCUCUUCAUUAUGCAGUCCUUAUGCAGGAUGGACUUUGCUGCCAGCUAGCAAGUCUGUCUUGGGUAAGCGGAUUUUUAGCCAUUGCUAUCAUCAUCGCCUUAAUGCUUCAAAUUACGUUCUGUGGACCUAAUGAAAUCGAUAGCUUUUUCUGUGAUUUUGAACCGCUUCUCAGUCUCUCCUGUAGUGACAUAGCUCUGCUGAAGAUUGUGGCUUUGAUAUGCUCCUUCACAUUCUCCAUGAUUCCAUUUGUCUUGACCCUGAUUUCCUAUACUUAUAUUGUCAUCACUGUCUUGAAGAUCCCAUCCACCAGUGGAAGGCAAAAGGCCUUUUCUACUUGCUCUUCUCACCUUAUUGUUGUCAUCUUAUAUUAUGGUACUCUAAUAAUUGUGUAUAUGAUACCAACGUCCCCGUCACUGAAAGAUAUGAACAAAAUUUUCUCUCUGUUUUAUACAGUCCUGACUCCUCUAAUCAACCCCCUCAUAUACAGCUUUCGAAAUAAAGAAGUAAAGGAAUCCUUGCAAAGACUUUUGAGGAAAUAUUUGUCUAUUGUAGGUAAACAGAGAGCCACAAGCUAA
This is a messenger RNA of Eublepharis macularius, 969 nucleotides long. RefSeq names its product olfactory receptor 5B21-like. Gene Ontology annotation, biological process: G protein-coupled receptor signaling pathway. Lineage: Eukaryota; Metazoa; Chordata; Lepidosauria; Squamata; Eublepharidae. Bases 1 to 969 code for a protein of 322 amino acids. Gene Ontology annotation, molecular function: G protein-coupled receptor activity; olfactory receptor activity. The record is from RefSeq and is a predicted model, not a curated record. The transcript has a single exon. Gene Ontology annotation, cellular component: membrane.